CAGAGCACAAACUCUCGAACAUGCCCUUCAUCAUGUUUGUUUUGACUUCCCUUCUACGAUCACCCUCAAGAAUGUGAAGACUUGUUCAAAGUCGCCCCCACGUUAGCUUUCACAAAUCUAGCCCUACACCACUUCUGCCAUAUUUCUUCAAAGUGAAGAUCUUUUACACAAAUUCAAAACCCCACUUGAAUGAUCAAGAUUCUUGUUUGUAACCGUGGCUGGAUGGAUGGAGCAGAUUAGGUAAAUUAUAGCAAAAAGAUAUUGCUUUUCGAGUAGAAUUUUUUUAGGGUUUCCUCUUAGUCUACUCUAGGUCUUGCUUGAUUUUGUGCCGCAUUUGCAUUUGCAUUUGCAUUUGAAUCUUGGUUCUGUGCUUCUCGUACUUGUUGGAAAUCUUGGUUUGGGUUUAGUUUGGAACAUUUCUCAAUGUUAUUGCCAAAAUCUUGAAUUUGAGGUUUGAGAUUUGAUUACAUUGUAGAUUUGUUGUACUGGGUGUUUGUUGAAAUAUUAGGAAUUCUGGUUGCUGAUUACUGAAAUCUUCAAUUUGGAAUUUUCCUUGGUGUUCUUGCCGAGAUCUUGAAUUCUGAGACUGUACUUCAUUGAAAUAUUAGGAAUUUAGGUUACCGAUUACUGAAUCAUCAAUUAGGUCGCUUUGGAGUUGUUCUUAAUGUUUUUCCCCAAAUCUUGGAUUUUAAGAUUUGGGUUUUGAUUACAUUAGGGAUUUCUGUACUGGGUGUUUGAUUAAAGUGUAUAUAUCUGGGAAGAUUUUGCUGGAAAGUGAAGAUAUCUAGGGUUCUUGAGAUUUAAGGAUUGGUGUUUUCUGCUACAUUGUGAAUUUAAUCAUGGGAAUUUAGAUUUAAAUCAAGAAUUUUGUUGAUAAAAGAAGUUAAUCUUAUUUAGAUGGCUUCAACUUCACCUUCUCCGGGUUCUUCGCCUUCAUCAGUUCCUCCUGUUUCUUCAAACCCUACGCCGCUUUCGCCGGUGUCUCAACCAGAUCAGGCAACUGUAACACCGCCCCCUGCUACCCCUGCAACCUCAGUUCCACCUGUUCAAUUGCCCCUGCCCCCGGUUGCUGUUUCACCGCCACCAUCUCCACCACAAUCACCUCCACCGGAUGUACCAUCGUCCCCACCACCAGUACUACCUGCUUCUCCCCCUCCAUCUCCACCUGCAGCACCACCACCUGCAUCGCCCACAUUGCCACCACCUGCAUCGCCCACAUUGCCACCACCUGCCAAUGCCACUCCUCCAGCUGCAAACCCGCCACCUGCUCCAAUUUUGCCUCCACCGCCACCAUCAGAUGGUGGUUCUCCGCCACCAUCAACCCCGACACCAGACCCAACUGCUUCUCCUCCAUCUCCAACCCCACCUGACCCCACAACUUCUCCCCCAUCUCCACCUCUUUCUCCUUCCCCACCACCUCCACGAAAUGUUCCAUCACCAUCAGCAACCGCCUCUUCCCCUCCUCCACCACGUGCAAACCCACCGGAAAAUUCUCCACCAAGCCAGCAGCUAACACCACCUCCUAUCUCCACUACUCCACCUGAUCUUCCUUCAAACAGCCCCAUUAGCCCUUCAGCUUCAUUAUCACCUCCUCCUUUCUUAACUCCAACCAAUUCAUCCGCCCCUGCCGCCCCAACUACUUCAGAACUGCCGCCAUUACCCACCGAGAAACCAACUGCACGGGCAACAGACACCACCACAACCGGUAGAAACGGUACAUCUGGUGGAUCUCCUGGAGGAUCAAAAACAGGAGGCGUAGUGGCAAUUGGCCUUGUUGUCGGGUUUAUCACACUCGGUCUCUUUGUGAUGGCUGUGUGGUAUAAACGGAGAAAAAAGAAUCGCGGUGGACAUCCUAACUCUGGCUACAUUAUGCCCUCACCCUCUGCUUCAUCCCAAAAGUCAGAUUCGCAAUUUCUGAAGUUCCAACAAUCAGGUCAUCCGUUGGGUGGAAGCCCGUCAGGAAGUAACUACAUCUACUCUCCUGAUCAUGGUGGUGUGGGAAACUCUAGGGGAUGGUUCACCUACGAAGAAUUAGCUGAGGCCACGGAUGGAUUUUCAGGAAGUAAUCUUUUAGGUGAAGGUGGGUUUGGGUGUGUUUAUAAGGGUUUGUUGGCUGAUGGGAGAGAAGUUGCUGUUAAACAACUGAAAAUUGGUGGUUCACAAGGAGAGCGAGAAUUUAAAGCUGAAGUUGAGAUCAUUAGUCGAGUUCAUCAUCGCCAUUUAGUUUCCCUUGUUGGCUAUUGCAUCUCUGAUCAUCAAAGAUUACUCGUUUAUCAAUAUGUUCCAAAUGACACCCUUCAUUAUCAUCUUCAUGGCGAAGGCAGGCCGGUUAUGGACUGGGCAACCCGAAUUAGAGUUGCUGCUGGUGCAGCUCGUGGUUUAGCAUACUUGCACGAAGAUUGUCAUCCACGAAUCAUUCACAGGGACAUUAAGUCAUCAAACAUUCUAUUAGAUGACAACUUUGAUGCCCAGGUGGCAGAUUUUGGGCUUGCAAAGCUAGCAAUGGAUACGAACACGCAUGUCACAACUCGUGUCAUGGGAACCUUUGGAUAUAUGGCUCCUGAAUACGCUUCAAGCGGGAAGUUGACCGAAAAGUCAGAUGUUUUCUCAUUCGGAGUAGUGGUCUUGGAGCUCAUCACUGGCCGUAAGCCUGUCGAUGCAUCUCAACCCUUGGGUGACGAGAGCCUGGUUGAAUGGGCUCGACCUCGGCUCAAUCAGGCGCUUGAAAGCGAGGAAUUUGAUGCAUUGGUAGAUCCAAGGCUGGAAAAGAACUAUGUGCAGGUUGAAAUGUUUCGAAUGAUCGAAGCAGCUGCAGCCUGCAUACGCCAUUUGGCCCCAAAACGUCCACGAAUGAGUCAGGUGGUGAGGGCCCUAGAUUCGAUCGUUGAGUUCACGACAGAUCUGUCGAAUGGAAUGAAACCGGGACAAAGUGAAAUUUUCGACUCGAGAGAACAAUCUGCACAAAUUAGAUUGUUCCAAAGGAUGGCGUUUGGUAGUCAAGACUACAGUUCCGAAUAUUUCAAUAAUUCUCAGAGCAGCUGGAGGAGUUGAAAGGGGUAGGUUAAAUGCACACCUACUUAUUAAUAUCAUCAUCAAGACAUCAUAUUUUACAUUUUCAAUGUAUGAUUUGACCUGAUUUUGAUUAUAUAGGUGUGCAUAUAGCAAUACCUGAGUAGAAAACAAAACCCGGGAUUAUUUUUAUACACCGUCAGUGAUAAAUAAGAUACGUAUUAAGAUAGCACCCAACGGAACGUUUGUUCUGAUGUGUGAGUUUUUUACACGGUCGGUGUAUAAAAAAUGAACCAACUAUGUUUUGGCAUUGUUUUCAUUCUUUAUGGGAAAUCUUGUGCCAAAUUUUCCAUGUAAAUUUUGGUGUCGAUCAUCUAACAAUGUAAAAGGAUCGUUUUAUUGUUAUUUU
Cynara cardunculus var. scolymus (artichoke) is the source of this 3418-nucleotide messenger RNA. Its product is annotated as proline-rich receptor-like protein kinase PERK8. The coding region runs from base 898 to 3051 and encodes 717 amino acids. Gene Ontology annotation, molecular function: protein kinase activity; ATP binding. The transcript has 8 exons. The record is from RefSeq and is a predicted model, not a curated record. Gene Ontology annotation, biological process: protein phosphorylation. NCBI's taxonomy places the organism in Eukaryota, Viridiplantae, Streptophyta, Magnoliopsida, Asterales, Asteraceae.